This is a messenger RNA of Dichomitus squalens LYAD-421 SS1, 1728 nucleotides long. RefSeq lists its product as uncharacterized. The record is from RefSeq and is a predicted model, not a curated record. The coding region runs from base 1 to 1728 and encodes 575 amino acids. Lineage: Eukaryota; Fungi; Basidiomycota; Agaricomycetes; Polyporales; Polyporaceae. The transcript has 3 exons.
AUGCCCCCUACCAUGCCUUCAUCAACCAAACCGACCAUCCAACCACCGGCAAGCUUCCCCAUGGAGCUGCACCAGAUGAUCACAGAGGACGGGCGGUUCGUAGACAUACCUGUAGACCUCCUCCGCUAUCCUCCUCCCAAACCCACCGAGUUCCUAUACUUCCAACAAUUCUACGAGGAUGCAUCAACGCUCCGCCAGGACCUUGACCGCUGCAAGACCGUCGAGGACGCGAUCGACCUCUUGGCCACUGAGCUCGAGUCAAUGCACGCACUGAUGUCUGGCUACGUCAAGUGCCUUGUUUCAGUAACUCAGCAAUUCGACAAGAAGUAUGCGGACGUGAUAGAGCGGCAAGAAAAUCUGAAAGGCGACUUCGCAUUUAACAAGAACUUGGUACUCCACGAGAUGCAGCUUCUCGGACGACUCAAGCGGGGCUAUGCCCUUCUCAAGGAGAAAGUCGACCUCAAGGUGCGAAACUGCUCGGGCUUGACCAAGCUCCCCAUCGUCAAGGAGGUCCCACCGCGGCGAACCCAUCCACCCAUGACCCCAGAAGAGCAAGUCAUUCAGAAACAGCGGUCUUCCGAGUGGUCCACAGUGCAGUUCAACACCGCUCGCGUCUCCAACGCCGCCCGCCUCGGUCGCGAGAAGGAUAUGGUCGACGAGCUCGCCCGCCCCUCGCUGCGCCACUCCGAUUCUGCCGCCUCUGAGAAGGGAAAAGGUACCGACAGAGCCGACCGCCCCGAGCGCGAGGACUCGAACAAGCCGCUCGAGCCUCGGGUCAUCGUGAAGGUCAAUAAACUCGCCGAGGGCCUCGAGGUAAUGGGCGAGACGUUCGCGCGCGUGCAGAUGAAGACGGAGAGGGAGUUUGAGUACUUGCGCUUCCGCUCCGCGGAGGCGGCGCAGAAUGCGGCCGAAUUCUGGUCAUUGUACGAGCAGACCAAGACAGUGACCUAUGGCGUGGGGUGGGACAUCAAGGAACUUGGACGCAUCCACACAGCAUACACCAAUUGGGCAGAGCGGCCGGAGCCUGGGAGCAGCACGACCGGCGAUACAGACAUCUCUGGAUCUUCUGCGGCGGCGAACGGCUCCUCGUCGAGCGACCCUGCACAAAACGCCUCUUCAUCUUCACCCUCGGAUACUUCUUCAGCAAUGCCCGCCAAUGGUCACGUUUCCCAACCGUCCAAGGCCGUCCCCGUCCCUCUCGAUUCCAAGCCCUUUACCACUCCCGUCCUCCCGUCCGGCGCGUACGCCGUCUGCAUCACCAUGGAACACGCCAAGCCACUCGACGAGCUUACGCGUGAAGAAGCCAUCGCGGCCCUCGCCUCCCUCCCUCAACAGUUGACCUUCGUGCCGUACGAAACGAUUCAAACCCUCGAGACCGAGAAGGAGCUCGAAGCGCUGUCGCAGGAGCAGAAGAAGCUCGACGAGUCCAUUGAGAGCUGGGGAACGCAGAUCCCGAAGGAGCUUGGCAUCGACGCUGUGGUGAACGGGGAAGUUCCUAUCACCAUGGUUCCGAACAAGAGGACGGAGGUGUACGAGGAGUCUGGACCUUCGGGAGCGGGGAAGGCCGCGAAAGCUGUCGAGUCGACCUCUAGUAAGGGUAAGGGAGAGGAGACAUCCCUCAAGAGAGCUAGGGAGCCGGAGGCUGUCGAGGUACAGAACGGUACUGGUGUGGAUGCACAUGCGGAGAAACCGGCGGCAAAGAAGCCGAGGCGUGCACGGAAAGCAUGA